GGCGGCACGCGAGGAGUUGGUGUCCAUGGAGGAGCAGGACGCCAGGGUCCCGGCCCUGGAACCGUUCAGGGUGGAACAGGCGCCAUCUCUAAUCUACUAUGUCCCCGAUUUCAUCUCCAAGGAAGAGGAGGAGUACUUGCUUCGACAGGUUUUCAAUGCCCCAAAGCCAAAGUGGACCCAGCUGUCUGGGAGGAAGCUACAGAACUGGGGCGGGCUCCCCCACCCCCGGGGGAUGGUCCCUGAGCGACUGCCUCCGUGGCUUCAGCGCUACGUGGACAAAGUGUCUGACCUCAGCCUCUUUGGGGGUCUCCCAGCCAACCAUGUCCUUGUGAACCAGUAUCUGCCUGGGGAGGGCAUCAUGCCUCAUGAAGACGGACCGCUGUACUACCCGACCGUCAGCACCAUCAGCCUGGGCUCCCACACCGUCCUCGAUUUCUAUGAACCUCGGCAGCCGGAGGAUGACGUCCCUACAGAACAGCCCCGGCCACCCCCACAGCCCAUCACCUCGCUGCUGGUGGAGCGGCGCAGCCUGCUGGUGCUCCGGGGCCCAGCGUACACACGCCUGCUGCACGGCAUCGCGCCCACCCGCGUGGAUGAGCUGGAUGCCACCUCGCCGCCGCCCAACGCUGCCGCCUGCCCGUCUGCGCUGCCCGGAGCCCGGCUGGAGCGCGGCACCCGCGUCUCCCUGACCAUUCGCCGCGUGCCACGAGUGCUGCGCGCCGGCCUCCUGCUGAGCAAAUGACCGCCAGGCUCCAAACUCUGUGACCUUGGAACCCUAGGGCAGGGGCGGCUGUCCAGGGUUAUUUAUUUUCCCGGUUACUGUGGAAACCCUAGAGAAGACGCCAUUCCAAAUAAACCGAAAAUACCUUUG
This is a messenger RNA of Meriones unguiculatus (Mongolian gerbil), 871 nucleotides long. It is a transcript of the gene Alkbh6, whose product is annotated as alkB homolog 6. Lineage: Eukaryota; Metazoa; Chordata; Mammalia; Rodentia; Muridae. The record is from RefSeq and is a predicted model, not a curated record. The coding region runs from base 26 to 742 and encodes 238 amino acids. The transcript has 6 exons.